This is a messenger RNA of Nothobranchius furzeri (turquoise killifish), 1244 nucleotides long. RefSeq names its product proenkephalin-A. Gene Ontology annotation, molecular function: opioid receptor binding. Gene Ontology annotation, biological process: sensory perception; neuropeptide signaling pathway; chemical synaptic transmission. The record is from RefSeq and is a predicted model, not a curated record. Gene Ontology annotation, cellular component: axon terminus; dendrite; neuronal cell body. Lineage: Eukaryota; Metazoa; Chordata; Actinopteri; Cyprinodontiformes; Nothobranchiidae.
ACGUCAGCGAUGGAACACCUUUAAAUGACAGCACUUUGUUCCAGAACUGGUAGCUGACGCUGAUAACUUCAAUUCAGCCCGAAACGCUGGAUCAAGCUCGUUGGUCGGUUCCUGUCGCAGACGGACCGAACUGUUCCGCCACCUGGGAAGCAGCGGGGAGAUCCGGUUCGUUUUAAUUUGGACCCUUCCAGAAACACCGUCAGAACCCUGCUUGGAGAACCACAGAGUCCAUGGCUGUCUUCCCUCGGAGCCGCUGCUGGUGGGUUCUGGUUCUGGUUCUGGGUUCGUGCGUGUCUCUGGAGUUUGGAGACGACAACCGCGCGGAGCGCGCGCUCUGUGCUUCGUGUCUGCAAGGAAAACAAACUGGUUUCUCCACUCUGAAAUGCUCACUUAAGUGCAGAAGAGCGCUGGAUAGCCACAGACCGCACAUGUGCCAGAAUUUACUGUUUGAGGAGGAUAACAGCCUUUCUCUUGAUGCUGACCCUCACCAACAGCUAGAACAGGAAGCAGUGGGUGCCUUGAUGCCUUCUGAUGAUGAUGCAACAAGUCCAGAACAUCAGCUUGUCAAAAAGUACGGUGGCUUCAUGAAACGUUAUGGUGGUUUCAUUUCUCGUCGCUCCUCCCCACAGAAGGUAAUAAAAGACAUGAAAAACCUGGAUGAGGAAGAAAACAUUCGCUUCAAUAUCCUAAAACUCCUUACUGCUGCAAAACAUGAUGGUAACAUUGAAGAGACUAAUGGAGAGGAGAUUGUGAAAAGGUCUGAAGAUCCCAUCCAUCACUCUGAAGAAGAAAUGGCACCAGGCAAUCUGUUAGAGGGAGUGUUAAGUCGUGGGCUGAAGAAGCGAUACGGAGGGUUUAUGAGGCGUGUGGGCCGGCCUGAAUGGCUUGUGAACGGCAGCAAGAGUGGAGGGGAGCUAAAAAGAUCUUGUGAGAAUGGGAGUGGGCUUCAGAAAAGGUAUGGGGGGUUUAUGGAUUAGUGAGUACUUUUACCUUUGAAGCUUUUCUUCUCAGCUAACCUUUUUAGCAUGUGGACAUGUUGGCGUUUGCAUUGACUUCCUGACUUCUGUCAUGACUUGAAUGUAACACCCAUGUUUGUGCAUCAGCCAACUAUAUCUGUUCAGUUGGUCUCAAAAGAAAAAAAACUAAAAUAUUUUGCACUUCCUUAUAUUGUUUAUCUGAAAAAUCUGUUCAUUAAAAUGUGUUGGUUGAGUGUUUAAUUUCAAUAAAAUUUACUAUUGAGUGUG